Messenger RNA from Coccinella septempunctata (seven-spotted ladybird), 1886 nucleotides. RefSeq names its product synaptogyrin. The transcript has 5 exons. The record is from RefSeq and is a predicted model, not a curated record. Gene Ontology annotation, cellular component: synaptic vesicle membrane; neuromuscular junction. Lineage: Eukaryota; Metazoa; Arthropoda; Insecta; Coleoptera; Coccinellidae. Bases 367 to 1041 code for a protein of 224 amino acids.
UUGUUGCAUUUCUACAAUGAUCAAGGCACUUUUUAGAUCUUGCAGUUCUGAAGGCACUUUUUGGACUGAUCCAUCCCUGGAAGUGUUUCUCUUUCGAUUUCCUCCCCCUUUGAAUGUUUUUCUUCAAUUGUCGAUGCAUGGUCCUUACAAUAUUCAACUAUAAUGCCUAAUACCCCCAAUAAAAUAUGCAUAAUACAAUAAAAACCCUCCCAAACGCAUAUUCCGGAAACUGCAAGUGAAAUUCCUCCUGGGCGCGAAUUUCCAGUUACAGCACCCUAACCCACCCCCGCGACCAUAAACACAACGACCGUGGCGCUAGCACAAGGGGGUGGUUUUCCGACAUCGGAAACGGCUGAAUAUUCAAAUAUGGAGUCCGGUGGUGCGUACGGUGGCGGUAAAGCUGGCGGCGCUUUUGAUCCCGUUUCUUUCGUGCAAAGACCUCAAGUUAUACUAAGGGCCGUAUGUUGGCUAUUCGCCAUCAUAGUGUUUGGAUGCAUAUCCUCCAAAGGAUGGUACACAAGGGGUACUCAAGAAGAGUGUCUCUUCAACAAGGACGCCAGUGCUUGUAACUACGGAGUGGGUAUCAGCGUAAUAGCCUUCUUAGCCAGCAUGGGCUUCUUGGCAGGGGAAUACUUCUUCGAACAGAUGUCCUCGGUGAAAACGAGGAAGCAUUACGUGCUUGCGGAUUUAGGUUUUUCGGGAUUUUGGUCGUUUUUAUACUUCGUUGGUUUUUGUUAUCUUGCCAACCAAUGGAGUAAUACAGUCACGGAAUAUCCAACUGGUGCGAGCAACGUCAAAGCUGCCAUUGCUUUCUCUUUCUUCUCCAUCUUUUCUUGGGCCGGAUGUGCCUUUUUUGCAUUCCAACGUUUCCGGCAAGGAGCUGGAGCAGCAUUCGCCACCAAUUAUGAAGCGGAAGUCACAAUGCCUUCUACAUACACCUCUUAUCCUGGAGGGCCAGAUUCCGAUCAGAACUAUCAAGAUCCGCCAUUUUCUGGGAUGAAUCAGCGAGGGCCGACGGAUUUUCAAGCUCCUGCAUAUUAAUCGGUCAUAAAGACGCCCCAUGGUAAAGUAUUUCAGGGAAUGGAAUUCGAUCCCCCACAGUGAAUGAAAAAGUGGCGGUUUCUGCCGUUUCUUCAUUUCAUCCGCAAUAAUAGAAAAUUUCACAGAGCAACAUGUAAUCCUGAACUUAGUACCUCAUAUCAAUAUAUUCUUACUCGAAAGAAUUUACCGCUACAAUAAUAUUAUAACUUAGGUAAACUAUAAGAUAUUGAAACAAAAUUUACUGUUAUAUUAUUGAAUAAUAUAGAAAUCUCGAUGUACAAAUGUGUUGAUGACCUGCUUUUUAGAAGUUCUAAAAGAUAUAGACUUGAUAUAGGAAAUUUUAACGUGGACUAGACCUAUUGAUUUGCCACUAAAUGUUAAAACCCAAAUCAGUUAUGUGUGUUAUAGAUUGCGCUGAUGUAUUUGUUAUAAAAAUAUUUACUUUUAGUUUCUGUUCUUUGUACAUAAAUGUCUCUAUAAAAUAUAUAAUGUUAUAUUAUGUAAUGACGCAAAAACAAGAGGGUUAUGAAUGCUGACCUAAAAAUUUAUUUCACAUUAACUGCUUGUGAUUGUGAAGCAUGAAACUUUUUCCUAUGUGAUGGAUGGAAAAAAAGUAGAGAUUAUCAAGCUAGUCGGAACAUAACCUGAAAAUUUGGUGGACAUUUGUAGAUACUUGAUGUGCGGAUAUUUACUAAAUAGAUUAGCAAUAAACUCAUCUUGCAGUUUUUCAAAUAAUGCAAAACUUAUAUUUAUAUGGGUUAUUUUUAUAAUGAACUAUGAUGUUUCAAUGUAUUGAAUAAUUGUUUUGGGUUGAUGGGUUAAAAAUAAAUGUUUAUUCUUUGACA